Cavenderia fasciculata is the source of this 363-nucleotide messenger RNA. It is a transcript of the gene ufm1, whose product is annotated as ubiquitin-like Ufm1 family protein. Bases 1 to 363 code for a protein of 120 amino acids. The transcript is spliced from 6 exons. Gene Ontology annotation, cellular component: nucleus; cytoplasm. Gene Ontology annotation, biological process: protein K69-linked ufmylation. NCBI's taxonomy places the organism in Eukaryota, Evosea, Eumycetozoa, Acytosteliales, Cavenderiaceae. The record is from RefSeq and is a predicted model, not a curated record.
AUGUUUGAAGAUGAGCAAACAAACAUUCACCAAUGUAAUGUAAAGAUUACAACUCAACUAUCUCUUGUUAUUGGUUUGUCAACAACUACCACUAGUACUAGUACAGCCAAAGUAACAUUCAAGAUCACUCUUACUUCUGAUCCAAAGUUACCUUUUAAGGUAGUUAGUGUCCCAGAGUCUACUCCUUUUACAGCAGUUUUACGAUUCACAUGUGAACAAUUUCGUGUACCAUGGGAAACAUCAGCUAUUAUUACAAAUGACGGUAUUGGAAUCAAUCCUGCACAGACUGCUGGUACAGUCUUUUUAAAACAUGGUAGCGAAUUGAGAUGUAUUCCAAGAGAUAGAGUUGGAUCAUGUCAAUAA